This is a messenger RNA of Orbilia oligospora ATCC 24927, 1563 nucleotides long. RefSeq lists its product as uncharacterized. NCBI's taxonomy places the organism in Eukaryota, Fungi, Ascomycota, Orbiliomycetes, Orbiliales, Orbiliaceae. Gene Ontology annotation, molecular function: phosphoprotein phosphatase activity. Gene Ontology annotation, cellular component: plasma membrane. The transcript is spliced from 4 exons. The record is from RefSeq and is a predicted model, not a curated record. The coding region runs from base 1 to 1563 and encodes 520 amino acids.
AUGUCACAAGCUCAGCCCACAGACUCGGGUAUGCCUCUCGCCGAUUCCUCGUCUUCAAAACCCCAGGAUUCUUUACUUUCUCCUUCUCGUCCAAAUUCAAAGAAUCAACACUCAUCUCUGACGUCUACAGCUACGACUGCCAACAAUGCUAGUCUGGUGGAAGAGAACGAGGCCGCAAAGGGUUCUAAGCGAAGAAGAAGGGGCGACGGAGCGAGCAUAAGGUCAAGCCAGAAGCCGAAACAGGGCAGUGCCUCGAAAUUCUUCAGUUCUCUGCUAGGAUGCUGCCGGGCGCCGGAUUCAUAUGCAGGAGGUGUCGACGAGAACGCGAGAAAGGCAGAAAGACCACGCACCGAACCGCGAGACAAGGCGAGAGUGCCAGCCGAGGCUACCGCUGGAAAGUCGAAGGAACAGGAACGAGCCGGAACUCCCCCGCCGCCACCAAAGGAGGAACAGGAGACAAAACUCAACGAAAAGGUCCCUAUCCCAGCCGAAGAGGCUCCAUCUGCGCCAGCGACCUUACCGACAAAAGAGGCUGAAGAACCAUCACUGGCCAAGUCCUCUACCGAAUCUACUAAUGGAGAAGCCAAAUUUCCCCGAGCCCCGGAGAUGCCAACAACCCCGCCUCCUCCAGCCCCUGAAGCGCCGGAGAACAACCUCUUACCGCCGGCGAUAAUCCAGGAGCAACAAACCCAGGGAACAUCGACAACUACCACUGAACCAGAAUAUCCCAGCGGACCUUCUGUCACACAUACUCCACCUACACCGCAUCCAGAUGAGGGUAAAUCUGAUGAAACCAGCUUGCCAGCAGUAACCACCACCGCUACCACCGCCUCGAUACCGAGUGAUGACAAGCGAAAGUCGACAUCUAGCGUCCGACCAACGACGCCAAUAGAGACAGACGACUCGGAUGCUGACUCGCUGAACCAGGAGACCGGCGCCGCAGAUGUGGGCAUGGUCCCUGUUCCCGUUCCCGCUGAGAUUUUGCCGAGUGAGGAUCAAAAAUCCAAGUGGCUCCUUCCACCAAUUGCCCCAGAACACACUGGCAAGAAAUGCCUCGUACUAGACUUGGACGAAACUUUGGUACAUAGCAGUUUUAGACAACUGCUCCAACAACCGGACUUCACUAUACCCGUCGAAAUUGAAGGAUCUUAUCAUAACAUCUAUGUCAUAAAACGGCCUGGUGUGGAUCAAUUCAUGAAGAGGGUUGGAGAACUCUAUGAAGUUGUUGUCUUUACCGCGUCUGUUUCUAAGUAUGGCGACCCGCUUCUUGACCAACUCGACAUUCACUCUGUCGUCCACCACCGUCUCUUCCGAGAUAGUUGCUACAACCAUCAAGGCAACUACGUCAAGGAUCUCUCUCAACUCGGACGUGACUUGAAGGAUACUAUAAUCAUCGACAAUUCUCCCACCUCUUACAUCUUCCACCCGCAGCAUGCUCUCCCCGUAAGCAGCUGGUUCUCUGACGCCCAUGAUAAUGAACUGCUGGACCUCAUCCCUGUUCUAGAGGAUCUAGCAACAACCCAAGUUCGAGACGUUAGUCUCGUUUUGGAUGUCUCUCUAUAA